Neoarthrinium moseri is the source of this 1089-nucleotide messenger RNA. RefSeq lists its product as uncharacterized. Bases 1 to 1089 code for a protein of 362 amino acids. The record is from RefSeq and is a predicted model, not a curated record. The transcript has 3 exons. Gene Ontology annotation, molecular function: oxidoreductase activity; flavin adenine dinucleotide binding. Lineage: Eukaryota; Fungi; Ascomycota; Sordariomycetes; Amphisphaeriales; Apiosporaceae.
AUGGUUUUUUUUACGCCGUAUCCCUCUUAUAGCUUGUUGGUUUCGAGCCGGAUACGCGUUAAUCGGGACAGUGCUGCUCGUGGCCGCUCUGCUGGUGUUGGAGUGGGUGGUCUGAGUCUCGGUGGGGGAAUCCCUUUCGUUGGAACUCGAUACGGAUGGACCUCAGAUACCAUUGUCAAUUAUGAGAUAGUGGUAGCAAACGGGUCUGUCAUUAAAGCAAAUGGGGAGGAAAAUUCAGACCUCGCCUGGGCGUUACGUGGGGGUAGCAACAAUUUCGGUGUCGUUACGAGGGUUGACCUGCAGACAUUUGAACAGACGCCCGGAUAUUUCUAUCACCCGAUAUCAACCUGGGAAAAAGCGGCCGAAAAUUUUGUUGAGAUCACCAAAGCUGAUAUCUACGACGAAUAUGCCCAUAUGACACUUAGUUGGGGCUACACCGCUGGAGUAGGAACCGCUGUUGCCCACGGGCUGGAUUACACAAAACCUGGCGAGGAAAACCCGUCAAUCUUUUCGGAGAUUUUAAGCCUACCUUUGCUUUUUGGCGCUUCCGGAAUCUCGAACAUGACUCAAAAAUCCUUGGAGGUGCGGGCACAACAAAGUGCCAAUGGGUUGCGGUACAAUUGGUCUACAAUAACACUGGUGUCCACCGAGGCGAUGCUGAAUGCGACAUACACACGCUUUAAAGAAAGCCUCGACGAAAUCCAGGGACUCGAGGACAUUGUCUGGUCGUUCACACAUGAACCUCUGCCGCCUGCACUGUACGGCCGUCAUGCAGGCUCGAAUCCUUUCGGACUUGGGGCUAGGAACCAGACCUUGGUUGUAGAACUUCUGGUAGCCAGUUGGUCUCAGGAAACCGACGAUCAGGUAGUUGACAGUGCAACUCGUAGGCUCAUGUCAGCUAUUGAGACUGAUGCUCAAAGUCUGAAUGCAUGGGACCCAUUCGUUUAUAUGAAUUAUGCCGGCCCAGAGCAAGAUCCCAUAUCCAGUUUCGGCAAGCAGAAUGUGGAUCGGCUACGCGCAAUCGCGAACCGCGUAGAUCCUGACCAAGUCUUUCUCCAUCAAGUUCCAGGAGGGUUCCAGUUAAAGUAA